UCCCCCUCUCAGAACACUCAAUGUCGGAACGUUCCGAAGAUGACGUCGGAGCGUUCUCGAAUCCCGUGUCUCUCGGCUGCUGCUGCCGAAGGAAAAGAGGAAAAGCAACAAGAAGGAAGAGCAAUGGCGACACUGGAUCGCAAAGUGCCCAGUCCGGAGGCGUUUCUGGGCAAACCCUGGUCCUCCUGGAUCGACGCCGCCAAAAUACACUGCUCCGACAAUGUAGAUUUAGAAGAGGCUGGAAAAGAGGGUGGAAAAAGCAGGGAGGUUAUGAGGCUUAAUAAAGAAGAUAUGCACUUAUUUGGCCACUGUCCAGCACACGAUGACUUCUAUCUCGUAGUAUGCAAUUUCUGCAAUCAGGUAGUCAAGCCACAGGUUUUCCAGUCUCACUGCGAAAGAAGACACAGUUCGAUGUGUAAACCUUCUCCCUCUCCAGCAUCACCACCCUCCAAUUCCAGGACGUCACUAUUACAAGUGAAAGCAAAAUCCUGUAUCAGCGGCCAUAACCCCGUCAGCAGCAACUCAAAGCCAUUCAAAACGCCCAAAGACAAUCUACUUACCUCCAGUAGCAAACAGCACACAGUCUUUUCUUCAAAAGCAUCAAGGGAUAAACCAUGUGUUCCUGUUCCUAUAGUCAGUUUAGAGAAAAUUCCUAACCUAGUGAAGGCAGACGGUGCCAAUGUCAAAAUGAACUCAACAACCACUACUCCUGUGACCUCUGCCACCUCUUCCUCUGCUGUGCCUACCCCACCUUUAGUUAAACCGGUGUCGAUGUCCAAGCCGGUGUCACCGUCACCAGAGAAGAUUUUGAAUGGCAAAGGAAUCGUAUCUCCCUCAGUAGACAAGAAACACCAAAAUGGCACCAAAAGCAACAAGCCUUACAAGAGACUUUCAGAGAGAGAAUUUGACCCAAAUAAACACUGUGGAGUAUUGGAUCCUGAGACAAAGAAACCUUGCACAAGAUCACUCACCUGCAAGACACAUUCACUUAAUCAUCGGAGGGCAGUCCCAGGCCGGAAAAAGCAAUUCGACAUCCUUCUGGCGGAACACAAAGCUCGGUCCAGGGAAAAAGAAGUCUCUAAAGACAAAGAGCAUCUCCCAUCAUCAACGAGGGAAACACAUCCGAUCCAGCCUAUACCAGCACAAGAUUCUCUUUUGGGAUCUUCAGUGAACUCUGGGCCAGAACUUAAAGUAGCAUCUCCUGCAAAAUCCAGACCACCUAAUUCUGUACUUCCUAGACCAUCAUCUGCAAAUAGCAUAAAUAGCACCACAUCUUCAAAUCACAGUGGAUAUGCAUCAGAACUCCCACUACCCUCGAUUGGAGGAGACCUAGCCAGCCGAUUAUCCAGUGAUGAAGGGGAAAUGGAUGGAACAGAAGAGACAGAGAAGUUAGACUGUCAUUAUUCUUCACAUCAUCCUCGACCUCUUGGGUUUUGUUCAUUUGGGAGUCGCCUCAUGGGACGAGGGUACUACGUGUUUGAUCGGAGAUGGGAUCGCUUUCGAUUUGCACUGAACUCUAUGGUAGAAAAACACUUGAAUUCACAAAUGUGGAAGAAGAUUCCUCCUGCAGCAGAUAGCCCCAUGCCCUCGCCAGCAACACAUAUCACCACCCCUGUUCCAGCAUCUGUUUUACAGCCUUUCAGCAACCCUAGUGCCGUGUAUCUUCCUUCAGCACCCAUCAGCUCAAGAAUCACUUCUUCUUACAUAAUGACAUCAGCCAUGCUCUCAAACGCAGCCUUUGUGACAACGUCGGACACGAGUUCCAUCAUGUCACACACCACAGCUUUCCCCCAUGUGGCUGCGACGCUAAGCAUCCUGGACCCAACUUUUAAGGCUCCAUCUGCUAUGUCCCCAGUGCCAGCUGUCAUCCCUUCCCCAUCCCACAAGCCAUCCAAAACAAAAACCAGCAAAUCCUCAAAGGUCAAAGACCUGUCUGCCCGUAGUGAUGAGUCUUCAAGUAACAAAAAGAGAAAGCCACAGUCUUCUUCCUCUUCCUCCUCAUUAGCCUUGCAGACAUCUCCCUCGUCUUCAUUUUCAGGGCCCCAUAAAAAGAACUGUGUCUUGAACCCAAAUUCAACAAUGAACUCCUAUCAGGCAACAUCUUCCUAUAACAAUCUGUCUGUGCACAAUGCAAACAAUGGAACAAGUCCACUCAGUGCCAAAAUGGAGCCCUCAGGACGGACUUCACUGUCAAGUAACUCCACAGACUCCGUAAAACAUAUGAGCACAGUAGUCAGCAGUAUUGACUCCUGUAACCUGUCAGUGCCCUCCCUGGUGCACCAUGCAGGGGAUCUGUCCCUGGCCGCACACAAUGCAGUGUCUUCUCUACCCCUUUCUUUUGACAAAUCAGAAGGGAAAAAGCGUAAGAACUCUAGUUCUAGUAACAAAGCCUGUAAAAUCACUAAAAUGCCUGGUAUGAAUAGCGUUCACAAAAAGAGCCCGUCCAGCCUUAUCUCGCCAGUGCCAGAUCCCGCUAACAGCUCCGUCGCUCGGCAGGCUCAUUACAUAGCUGGCCUAGAGACACCUCUUCAUUCUCCUUCGCCUCAGGUUGGAAAAAAUAGCAGUAUAGCUUUGCCACAAUCCAGUCCUUCGAGCACCCCCAGCCUGGCCCACAACCGACAGAAGACAGCAAACCGAACGGGCAGAAUAAGGACUCUUCCAUAAGAGGAAAGAAACCAACCUUUGAUGUCCAAUUCCCAGCUACCCUAUCCCACCUCAGGUGUUAGGGAGUUAGGAGGGGUGGGGUAUAAGCAAUGGGAGAGGAGGUGACUUCCUGUGUCCUAGGCGUCUCUGCCCCACCUUUCUAAAAAUCAAUUUAAAGUUUUAAAGAAAAAGGUGAAAAAAGAAAAAAUGAAUUUGAAAUUUACAGAAAACUAUAAUCAUGGUUUUAGUUGUUUCUAUUGAUUUAGUUUCACUCGUUCUCUCUAGCUUCUGGUGUUGCACUGCACCAUCAGUUUGCUAAAAUAAUUCAGAGUAGACAUUCCAGAACCUAGGUUCCUGGUUGGCAUCUUCCUUAACUCUUUAAGCUCUCACACAUACACUACUUUUUUUUUGGUUUUUGUUUUUGUUUCUUUUUUCCUCUUCAUUCCCUCAUGUCUCCCAUUACUCUGUGUCCAACCUUGUCAGUUUGGAGGGAGCUGGGUCUCGACAUGCUCCUGUAAACAUAGCAAAUGAUGGGGGACACUCUGUUUGUGAAGGGUCAGGGCCACAGACCCAGUGCACAGGGAGCAGGUAGGAAUGAGAGGCUGUGUGAAGCUCGUGUUAAUCAGGGUUUAAGCUGCCCGCUAGGGCAUGAGCCAAAUGCUGAGGGCAAAACUAGGUAUUUCAGUAUCAGCCACACCAAUGUUUCAGGAGAGUUGCUACCAACUUGAUGAUUUGCCCAACAUCAUCGUCUAGGUGUGAGGUUAGGAUAGAAUAGAUUCCGAGGGAAGGGCUUCCUUCAGAGUAGAAGGAGUAGGGAGUCAAUUACUGAGGAAGAUGGGGGACAAAUUUUAAGAGGCAACAAAGCAGGAGACCAGUAAGGGGAUGACACCUCACACCCCACAUUCCUACAAGUUGAGGAAUAGGCAUGUGUGGGGAAACACUGCUCAAAGAUACUUGAGCCACAGCUUGCCCCCACCAAGUUGCCUAUAACAAUUCUGAAUUUUUUAGGAGCCCAUCUCUUCCUCUGCCUUCCACUCUGGAAAAGCCCAUACUUAGUGUCCGAUAUGCAAGAACCCAAAGUUGUAGGAACCAAAAGUGAAAGGAACCCAAGGAACCCAGUUGGGGAGAGACACAGAAGCAACUUCAGGAAGGGGCAGGGCUCCUGCAUGCUGCUAACACUUUUGUGAGUUUUCAACUGUAUCCCUCACCUGGAACAGGUGAAAAAAAAAAAAACUAACCACAAGAAAGAAAAAGGAGUCUCCCUAGUGAAGGCACCUGAAAAGGAGGGGUCAGUACCACUUCAAUACUCAAUGGAUGAACGCAAGCAUUUCUCAGCCAACUUGUAUUCUGGUAUACACCUGUGGACCCCGAGGCCACGGGGAACCACAGAGGGCACUGCAGGACCACCAAAUAUGCACAUCCAUCUUAUUUACCACUCCACCAAAGCUUGAUGAUGGCCAGCCUUAACAUGGCCAGGUCAUUUCUGUGCCCCCUGAGGCAAUGGAAUAAUAGCAUCCCACUGUAUAGGAAGAGAGGCAGUGCCUUAGCGUGGAAAAGGAAGAAUGAUGAGAAUGUGUUGGCUGGAAAUAUGGAGGAGAGCCAGCAAAUGUAAGGUCAAGUGGAAUAGGAAAUGUCCCUGGGGACCAAUGGGUAAUCAUACUACCAGGGAGAAAUUCAGUCUUGAAUUAGGAUUUCUUGGGGUUGGUAAUAAAUUUAGCAAAUAAAAUAGAUGUUUACUCAUUUCUUGAACAUUGGACUAGUUUGGGGGAUUAAGGAACAGAAAUGCUCGAAUGUUACCAAAUUAGACAUUAAUAACAUCCGUAGCCAGGCACAAACAUGUCCCCUGGAUUCUUCCUUUACCUUCCCAUACCCCCCACCCAAUGAUACUACUACUGUUGGGCUUCAUCACACAACUGGAAUUUGCAAAGAUGAAAGGCAAACUGACUAGUUUGCAUCAAUGGAAUUGCACUGACAGUGUUUCUAUAGGAUUACUAAAUUUUUUAUAUAUGAAAUAAAGAUUUUUUAAUCAGGAGUUGAUAAUAAGUACCAGGACAUUAGUACAGAGGAUUUCAUUUUUAUUUCUACAGUGUUAAAAGUGCACUUAUAUGCUGGUUUAAUUAUGUCUUGGAGAAAAAGAAGAGACUGCAAAUAGAAGGGAAAUUGUUACUUUUUUCUUUUUUAAAAAAAAGGCUUAAGACAGAUUUUAAGACUUAUAAAUGUUUAAGCAAUUAUAAACAAGGCUAGACCCUUUGGGGGGGAGUUUAGAAGAUAUUCUUAAAGUAAAUUUUUAUAGUGUUAAUUUUGUAAUAAUUUAUGUUUUGCUAUAUUAUAGAGCUAACUGACCAGAAUAGUUUCAAAAACAAUAUGAAACUUAGGAAAGGUUAAGCAAUGUUUAUAUUUUUUAAAAUGUUCUCUGAAUUAUGUUUUUAUUGUACAUUUCUUACAAUUGAAAAGUGUGUAUAUAUCUUUGUUAUUUUUGCACAAUUUUUUUGUUCAGUUUUAGGAGCAGAAGUCUGUUGUUUUUUAUAAUUUAUUUUAAGUUGUAAAACUUGCAAGGGUUUUGUUUUCUUUUGUUUUCUUAAAUCUCAACAACAAAGUAACCCUCUGUGAUUAAUGGACUGUUGCUACUUCUGGAGGGAAAGCAAAGGUUGUGAGAUUGAGUGGCUGCUUCUGAGGAAGAAAGUCUUGAUGGUGUCUAAAGGAGCAAUUAUUACCAGUAGUUUGACCGCAUUUUUAGCUCUUUCCACACAUCUUUUCAUUGGGAAGCUAGAAUGUCAAGACUCUCCAUCAAAUGCUGCUUACAUUCGUCAACUGGCUCUGAACUAAAUGAUGGCAUUUCUGGAAAUCUGAGCAUCCUGAAAACCCGUGGUUUUUCUUCCUUCACAACAAAUCAUUGGUUUACUUCUCUAAUAUAUUAAGAUGCUCAGCCUAAAAAAAAAUAAAAAGAAAUGGAAAGAAAACAUUUUCUUUUGGGUUCUUAAUGGAGUUAAACUGGACCAGUCUAUAAAGCAUUAUUAGUAUAGCAUCCAUUCAGCCAUUAUUUUUCCACCGACACUCAUCGACUUUCUUCAGUCCAUCCUGUCACUGCGCACCCCAGUCACCUCCACCUCCAUUUGCCUGAAGAUCUUGUGACUUGUCUCCAGCAAUAGAGGCUCCGAAGCUUUGGUUGUUCCACAUACGCAAUGCAUAGACCUGUCAGCCAUAAAAAAAAAUUUUAAAAAAAGCGACUUGGAUAACUUGUAUGCCUUCUUUUGUAUCAAUGUACCAAUUGUAAAUAAUGCUGAUCAACCUUUGUAGAGAAUAGUUUAUACAGCAUAUUCUAUUAUUGCUGAUUCUCAGUGAACUAUUGUUUUAAAAAAGGAAAAAAAAGAAAUUUUUCUAUUUACACCUUAUAUUUUGUUAUGCUGUCGACCCAUGGCACUUUAACAAAACUCUGUGGGUUUUGCAUAGCUGGUCAGUCAUGGGGUAUAUUAAAUACUGUUGUUGCACAGAAAAGAAUUUGCACCUGCUCUAUUGUGCUUUCCUACUACAGAUUUUAGAACCUUUUCCAGAAGACUUUUGAAGAAAGCAUGUCCAAUCAUUCUAAAAAAAAUUAUAUAUGCCAUACUUGUAGAGUGGAUUUCUUUUCUACGAUCCAUAUUUUGUAACACUAAGUAUUUCCAUUCUUUGUCCCGCACCUUUAUGUAUUAGCACUAUCAGAUAGAAUUCAUUCCAUGCUUGUGAUAAUUGUAAGCAGAAUAAAUGUCUAAAGUAGGUGUAAAUAGUAAAUUCUAUGGCUUACAGUUUUAAAAAAAAUAAAGGAAAAAUAGAACAAACAUGUAUCUGAUUGAUACUGCCAUGGUUCAUCACCGGGCCUGGAGAUAUUCUCUAGUGAGCGAUUGUAUUUUUUGUUUUUUUGGUUUUGUUUUUUUUUGUAACAUGGCUUUGUAAAUAAAAUAAUUUAUAUGUUUGUAAGAAAAA
Molecule: messenger RNA, 6603 nt
Organism: Monodelphis domestica (gray short-tailed opossum)
Lineage: Eukaryota; Metazoa; Chordata; Mammalia; Didelphimorphia; Didelphidae
Gene: ATXN7L1
Product: ataxin 7 like 1
Source: RefSeq, a predicted model, not a curated record